This is a messenger RNA of Coregonus sp. 'balchen', 6944 nucleotides long. NCBI's taxonomy places the organism in Eukaryota, Metazoa, Chordata, Actinopteri, Salmoniformes, Salmonidae. The record is from the annotation of a GenBank genome assembly.
AUGGCAGAAACCCCAGCAGAGCCUCAGGUAAAGCCUGCAGAAGGACUUUUAAUUAUCUCCUGAAAUGUUUAUGCUGAUCCUAGGUGAUGUCAGAUCAAUGUGUUGGCCUGCCAAAGGCUUAACACUUUCUACUUAUUGCAUCAGUUUUUUUUUGGGGGGGGGAUGUUGGAGCAAGCUCUCAAUUUUCCUACGUCUCAUACUAUACAUUUCAAGUUGAAUAGAGGAGUAUCUUCCUGUUAUUAAUGUGCUAUUUAAGGUAUGUAGAGGACAAGAUAGGUUAUAAGAUGGUCAAAGGUGUCAAAUUAGUCUUAAAUGAAGCAGAAAUGUGUAUCAUGAUAAGCCUGAUAUGAAACUGACUCAUUCAAUUGUAUUUAGAUUGACUGUGAGCUGCAGCCCCUGUCUAAUACCCUUUCUGAGCCCCAGCCCCAACUCUAUCCUCUCUAUGAGCCCCAGCCCCUAACCCAGCAUGAUACCCUUCCCCAGCCUUUGCCCCAGCUCCUACCCCAGCCUCAGCCAGAUACCCUUCCUGAGCCCCAGCUCCUACCACAGCCUGAUACCCUUCCCCAGCCUUUGCCCCAGCCCCUACCCCAGCCAGAUACCCUUCCUGAGCCCCUACCCCAGCCUGAUACCCUUCCCGAGCCCCAGCCCCAGUCUGAAGAGGAGGUGAAGCCCUGGGUGUGGACACGUCACCGCAGACCCCUUCUCUUCCUCCUGGGAUCCUCCUUCUGCGCCUCCAUACUGGGCCUGGCCUACUACUCCCAGCAGCACCUCCCACCAAAGAGCACACCGCCAGCCUCUCCUCCAUGUACCUCCCCGGCUUGUCAGAGGGCAGCCGCCCGUCUGUCCGUCUCAGUCGACCCCUUCUCUCAGCCCUGUGACUACUUCCUGUUUGCCUGUGGGUCUGAAGAUGCGUCUCUGUCCACCAGGGGGAGACAGAGGGGCAAGGGCGUCCCCCUACACCCACAGGGCCACAAGAGCAGGGAAGCAGAGAAAGAGAGACGAAAAGGGAGGAAGGAGAGAGAGACAGACACGGACAGAAGAGAAAAGGCUCCAGCAGACAGAAUGCCAGACAGACAGACUGCACUACUGCUGACAAUGAGGGAGAUUCUGGGUGAGAAUUUAAAAAAAAUGCUCUGUUUAUCCUCUGUAGAUGUUGUACCAGUUCUUUGGGAUAACCAUUUAAAUAGAACUGCUGAAAACAUUUCCAUAACAGGACCUUUUAUCCUCACAAUGAAACUUUGAUAUAAUCUUCCUCUGUGGAAGCUGAGGACCGCUCCAUCCCGGGAAACUCAGCGAAGCAGAAGGCCUGUAUGUUCUACCGUUCCUGUAUGGACACUGGCCCCACAGAGACCGCCGGACCAGAACCCUUCCUCAGGCUAGUCCACAAGGUCAGAUCACUCGAAUAGAUUGGUGGUGUAUGGUGACGAAUUACACUUUCUCUACUCUACUGGUAAAAACGAUUUACCUCUCUCCUCUUCUCUCUCUCUACCCCUCUACCCCCCCCCCCCCCCCUUUCUCUAGCUGGGUGGCUGGGCUGUAUCAGGCCGGUGGAACCAGACAAAUUUCAACUCCACUCUAUCUCUACUGAUGAGAGACUAUGCCACCUUCCCAUUCUUUAGUGUUUAUGUGGGCAAGGAUCCUAACGACACUCAAGCAGACAAGAGAUACAUACAGGUCAGUUAGACAGGGGUUCUGGGGCAGUGAAAUACCUAAUGGGUGUACUACAGUAUAUACUCAACCCAUCCCCUAUACAUUUAUAGGAUACACUCUUUUUCCAUAGAUUGAUCAGCCGGAUUUUCAGAUACCUAUUGAAUGGAGCAGCAAGACUCAGAAGUCCAAAGCUAACACGCAGGUACACUAAGGCUAUAUCUGUUCUACAGUAUAUCAUCUAUCUCUUGAUGGCAACAUUUGGCUUUCUUUCUCUCAUCCCCUCUGUUCCCUCUCUUUAUUUCUCUCGUUUCCCCCCAGAUCCUGCGUCCGUUCCUGGCCUCGUAUCAGAGGUUGCUGGCCCUGUUGGGCUUUCCCUCCAGCAGCACCGGUCUCCAUGUAGGCCUGUUCAUCUCUCUGUCCUCUGAACUGGCUGUAGCUGCCUCUCCUCUGCAGCAUCGCCUGCAGCAGGGGCUACUGUACCAACGCAUCACCAUCAAAGAGCUACAGGUGCGGGUGUAUGUGUAUGUACGUAUGUGUGUGGGUCUCUAGUUCUCUCUCUCUGUACCCUAACCUUCCCCUUCACUAACUCAUAGACCUACUGUAUUUGUGUGCCUGUAUUUCCCUAUACAGAAUGCAUCUUUCUUAUUUUGUGCACAGACCCUGUCCCCUGCCAUUGAUUGGCUGGGCUGUCUACAGGCCACCUUCCAUCCCCACCCUGUUAGCCAAUCGGAUCACGUCCUCCUGCACAACCUCCCUUACAUCGUCCACAUGUCCCGCAUCAUCGACAAAUGGCUGAACAAGCAUGAAUUGAGUGGCAGGUACUUUAUAUCAAUCAAAAAUGUCAUGCAAAAGACAGUAACCGAUACAACAAACCUAGGUAUCAAACCUGGUUGAAGGUUUCUCAUCACACAAACUACCUCUGUUACUUACAGCAUGGUAUACUGUAUAGUAAUCAGUACACAUUUGUCUGGUGCCUGUUCAUCUCUCUGGUUAGUGGCCCUCUUCACACCUUCAUGGUCCUCAGUCUCCUCCACACUGUCAUACCCGCUCUGGACUCCAGGUUCACUCAGACAGAGAGACAUUUCUCCUUAGCUCUGGGGACUACAGGGGAGGUAACUGAAAUAUGGACUACAUUUCCCAGCUUGCUCUUGUAGUUGAAUAACACUGGCUUGGAGUGAUUAUAUUGUCUGGGACUUGUAGUUCAUUGCUUUUUGCUUCUCUCAGGAUGUCCCUCGCUGGAGGCAAUGUGUUCUGCAGACUGAGAAAGGGUUUGACACGGUACUAACACACCUACUGAGAGAGACCACUGCAUACACAGAGGUGAGAGGCACAGUGUGUGUGUGUGUGUGUGUGUGUGUGUGUGUGUGUGUGUGUGUGUGUGUGUGUGUGUGUGUGUGUGUGUGUGUGUGUGUGCAUAGAGAAAGCAAAGACAGAAGGAUGAAGGCUGCAAUGAAAUGUAUGAUGAAGAAUAGCAGCAACAAAAUAUCAAUUGAAAAAGUAAAUUGUGUCCUAUACCUAAUUGUCAUGGUGAACUGCUACAGAACUAAAGAAAUAUGGGAUCUGAUGAGAAGUAUUGUUUUUGAUGUAUGUAUAAAUCCCAAGUCUGUCUUUCACGGUGUCUUCAAUACUCAUAUGGAUGACAUUACUGAAGAAUUAUGGUGGACAAUAAUAAGCAUUGACAUUACUAAAGAAUUAAGGUGAACAGUAACAUUUGGAAGACAAGAUGCAUUAUGACUAUGAAACAACUUUUUGAUUGAACACUAUUUAUAUUUUUAACAAAUCAAAACAGAACAGAACUAAAAUAAAUAAGAUGGACUCCAAAAACUCCCAUGGACUAUUAAAUCUGUAAAUCAUGUUAUGUAAUUAUGAACUCAAAUGUAUUGAUGAAUUGUAUGUGAACAACACUACAUGACCAAAAGUAUGUGGACACCUGCUUGUCGAACAUUACAUUUACAUUUUACAUUUUAGUCAUUUAGCAGACGCUCUUAUCCAGAGCGACUUACAGUUAGUGAGUGCAUACAUGUUUUUUUGUUUGUAAAUUUUUUUCAUACUGGCCCCCCCGUGGGAAACUAACCCACAUCCCUGCCGGCCAAACCCUCCUCUACCAAUUGUGCGCCGCCCAUGGGUCUCCCGGUCGCGGCCGGCUGCGACAGAGCCUGGACUCGAACCAGGAUCUCUAGUGGCACAGCUAGCACUGCGAUGCAGUGCCUUAGACCACUGCGCCACUAGGGAACAUCUCAUUCCAAAAUCAUGGGCAUUAAUAUGGAGUUGGUCCCCCCUUUGCUGCUAUAAUAGCAUCCACUCUUCUGGGAAGGCUUUCCCCUAGAUGUUGGAACAUUGCUGUGGGGACAUUGCUUCCAUUCAGCCACAAGAGCAUUAGUGAGGUUGGGCACUGAUGUUGGGCGAUUAGGCCUGGCUCGCGGUCGGCGUUCCAAUUCAUUCCAAAGGUGUUUGAUGGGGUUGAGGUCAGGGUUCUGUGCAGGCCAGUCAAGUUCUUCCACACCGAUCUCGACAAACCAUUUCUGUGUGGACCUUGCUUUGUGCACAGGGGCAUUGUCAUGCUGAAACAGGAAAGGGCCUUCCCCAAACUGUUGCCACAAAGUUGGAAACACAGAAUCGUAUAGAAUGUAAUUGUAUGCUGUAGCAUUAAGAUUUCCCUUCACUGGAACUAAGGGGCCUAUUCCUCCUCCACCAAACUUUACAGUUGGCACUAUGCAUUCGGGCAGGUAGCGUUCUGCUGGCAUCUGCCAAACCCAGAUUUGUCCGCCGGACUGCCAGAUGGUAAAGCGUGAUUCAUCACUCCAGAGAACGCAUUUCCACUGCUCCAGAGUCCAAUAGCAGCGAGCUUUACACCACUCCAGCUGACGCUUGACAUUGCGCAUGGUGAUCUUAGGCUUGUGUGGCUGCUCGGCCAUGGAAACCCAUUUCAUGACACUCCCGACAAACAGUUAUUGUGCUGACGUUGCUUCCAGAGGCAGUUUGGAACUUGGUAGUGAGUGUUGCAACUGAGGACAGACAAUUUUUACGCGUUACGCGUUUCAACACUCGGCGGUUGAAUCCACUAAUUUGAAAGGGUGUCCACAUACGUUUGGCUACGUAGUGUAUUUAUGAUUCUCAAAUGUGAAAAACCUCAAGAAAAAUUAUUUUUAGCAAAGAAAUACAAGAAAACUACUUCAUAAAUAUGAUAUUACAUUAUAAGUGUGUUUAAAUUGUAUUAUCUGUUUCCUCUAGGCAGAGGAGCUGAUUCAGAAUAUAUAUUCCUCCAUCAAGUCCAAACUACCUGAUCUCAGGUGGAGAGAUGAGGAGACUCGCAUGUCUGUUUUGAACAAGGUAAAAGGUAAACAGUGGAUGUAAUUUACUGAAACACUUAUUUAAAAACAACUGUGUAUUCAUUGUCCACUUGAAAUGUACAAUCUGUGUUUUCCCAGAUUCGGUCUCUAACUCCAAGACUUUCAACUAAAAACUACAUUUUCAGUGAAGCUGAACUCAACCAACUGUAUUCAAAGGUAGAGUAUAUUAUUGAGAGUGGAACUAGUCUACAUUGCCAAUAAGAAAUAGAAUUUCUUAAUCAAUAUCACUAAUGAAUCAUAUUACCAGUGUUGAUAAUACAUUGUACUAUAUACAUACUGGUAGUUCAUUUUCCACAAUUUAUUUUAUUCAUAGGUGACAAUUGACGAACAAAACUAUUUUUCCAACUACAUCCAGUCUCUUUCCCUCCAGCACCAGCGACCAAGCAAACUAUUUUCCCAGACUGAAGGAGAUGAUAUGUGAGAGCCCAGUUGUCAUGAAAAGUCUAUGUGAUUUGGUUUGGGUAGAUAUGUGUUAUUAAUACGUGAAUAUGAAAAUUGAGAACUCUCUCUCGCCCUCUCUGUCUCUGUCUCUCUCUCUCUCGCCAUCUUCUCCUCCAGUUGGUCCAUCACUCCAUUUCUCUCCGGCAAUGAGCUUGUCUUUCCGAUGGGGAUGUUUGUCCAGCCUCUCUUCCACCCUACCUAUCCCAGGUAACCCAAACGGAUAUGUUUACUAUCACAUAAUAAACUAUUAAUAACCAAGGAGUCUUAUUGAGAUAAAGAAUCUCAUUCCCCAAAGAGACGUGUUUUGUGGAGUAUUUGCAUGUUUUUGUGUCAGGGCCGUCAACUUUGGGGUUUUGGGGUCUUUGAUGGCCAAAGAUAUUCUCCAUCUCCUUCUACCCAACAGUAAGGCAAAUAGUCUCAAUGAUUUACUCUCUGAUUGUAAUGCAGUUCAUUAAAUUAUGUGCAGAGUUUGCAUUUUGCACACGUUUAUUUAUGUGUGUGUGUACGUGCGUGCAUGCGUGUGUGUGUGUAGGUUUAUGCAUGAUGCAUGUGUGUGUGCCCUGACCGUUCACCCUGUGCUUUAGUCCAUUCUCAGAGUGUGUCUCCCAGGUCCAUAGGAGAGUGUGUGUGGUCCCAGUACCUGGGUGUGACAGAGGGACCAGGGAGAGUGGGGGCGUUCUCGCUGUCACCGGCACAGCAGCAGGAGAUGUGGGUGCAGUACUCUGCCCUGCAGAUUGCGCUACAGGUCAGUUUAUUGGAAUUCCAAAUCUAUUCUAGGGUAUCUAGGCUAUUUACAUUUCAGCACCUCAGUUGUUUUGGUUGGUAUCAGAGGCAUACUAUGUUUUGGUUGGUAUCAGAGGCAUACUAUGUUUUGGUUGGUAUCAGAGGCAUCCUAUGUUUUGGUUGGUAUUAGAGGCAUACUGUUUUGGUUGGUAUCAGAGGCAUACUAUGUUUUGGUUGGUAUCAGAGGCAUACUAUGUUUUGGUUGGUAUUAGAGGCAUACUGUUUUGGUUGGUAUCAGAGGCAUACUAUGUUUUGGUUGGUAUCAGAGGCAUGCUAUGUUUGUCAAAGCUUUCUCUACUUAUUCCUCCUCUUUAUCCCCUUUACUCUCUGUGUCUCUAUUUCUCUGUGUCUCAGGCUUACAAUCAGAGUUUGAAGAAAUAUCCUGGGGACUCCUCUCUCUCAGGCCUCUCUCACACUCAUCUGUUCCUUACUUCAUUCACUCAGGUAAGGAUAACAGAACAGUAACAGAACAAUAAUUGCAGAUGCCUAAAAUCAUCACUUUACCAUGGAUAUGAAUGUCCUACUAAUGGACGUUUUCUUUCCUAUAAUUGUAUUGAUAUUAUCUUCUUUCAGAUUAACUGCGACUCUGACCCGUACCAUGAGUUCAUGCCCUUUGAACCUUCCUUCCUGGUUACUGUCAUCUGUGGGUACUCUGAUCUCUGCCCUAUGACCCUCACCUGCCCCAACAAACCCCAGCAGCACCUCUUAGGGACAUGCUGA